Messenger RNA from Cladophialophora immunda, 1347 nucleotides. RefSeq lists its product as uncharacterized. The record is from RefSeq and is a predicted model, not a curated record. NCBI's taxonomy places the organism in Eukaryota, Fungi, Ascomycota, Eurotiomycetes, Chaetothyriales, Herpotrichiellaceae. Bases 1 to 1347 code for a protein of 448 amino acids. The transcript has 2 exons.
AUGGCUACCGAGGAGCCAAUAACUCUAUUGGACCAAUGGGGCCUUAAAGUCGUCAGCCCAGAGCAAGCGUUGAUAUGCUGCCACUGCCAGAACGCCUUGAGAAUCGGUGCCGAUUACGUGCUACAGCAUAUCGCAAGUCAUCAGAGCGUGGAAUCGAUUGCCCGUGAUCUUCUAGAACGCCAUCUCAAGACCUUUGAGCUGAACGACGUAGCACAGCUAAAUUCCCGCAUUCCGUUCACCACAGCCCAGAUCACAGUUAUCAGGAAGCUAUGGUCCAUCAUCUCGAGCCAACCAGACCUACGCCUGAAUACAUCAGAGAUCGAAGUGGACGGAGAUGAAGAAGAUAGUGAGGAAGGUGAAGAAGAUGAUGAUGAUGAAGAUGAUGAUGAAGAGGAUGAUGAAGACGGCGAAGACGGCGAAGACGACGGAGGCCACGAGGACGACAAUUAUUUCCCUGAUGACCAUGCCGCAGACGCUGGCUCGCUUAUACCUUUGGUUGAUAAUCACAGUACCGGAAGCGACAUUCUCAGCGAAUUGAUCUUUAAACUUAGCAUCUUACUGUGUCGGGACGAAUUUACAGACGGACAGCCUUCCUCCAGCGCCCUCGUUUACAUCAGUGGUAUUCUUGCCUUCAUAACCGAUGGAGCCGGGUUUCAGACCCCUCGUCUUUAUACGCCCACAAUUUCUACCUUACUUCAUCUCCCGCUCCUUCUAUUUCCCGAAGAUAGUCUCCCGUGUCGCCAAUAUCCACACCUGAAAAUACCUGCUCGACCGGGCCGCGAUCACUUGGAAAUUCUCAACUCAGUUCGUUGCCGGUACAUGUGUGCUGGCUCCUUGACACCCCUGGGCGAGAUGAUUAGCCUCCUUGAUUACGGCAGGAGAAUGCUCCGUUCAGAACCACCGACAUUCUUUGUGCGCUGGAGUGAUGAUCGCCAGACCAUCUUCUUCGAUGAUCACGGCCUCCACAUGGAUCAAUUUCGAGGUUUUGCUCGCUCACUCUCUGAUUCCGCCACCGAUUGGUACAAUCAGCUGAUGCACCAAUGGCAACCCGACGUGUCAUUAGGGGGUAUCAGGGAUAGCUUCAGCAAUAACACUCCAGGGUACUCAUUCGUCUAUGAUUCAGCCAACCGAUUGAACGAUGCGUAUCUUCAACUCUCCACCAGAGUUUGCGGCAUGGGCCCAGCUGCGUUGAUUCAAAACGGUGAAUGGGAUCUUCCGGCUAUUAUUGAGUACCUUCAACUACACGAUCGAGGGCUCCACGCCUUAGGGGGAGCUAUGGCCGUCAGCGACGGGGAAUGCCUCGCCUCGGUGAGAUGUUUACCACCCUGGUACGAAAUGGUCCGAUGA